AGUCUCCUUUCUACGAUGCCUACAAAAAGCUUGACAACAGGGUGCUACAUGUCAAAGAAGCCUCCAGCACUGAAUGUUAGCAAUGGAACAUCCUUUUUUAAGGUACUUCUGUAGCCCCCCAUCACUGGAGUCUCUGAGCACCUCCCAAGAAUUUAAACAGAGAUAGCAACAUCUGCACCUGUCUCUUCCUUUCCCCUAGUUAGAAAUCUAAAUUGAUUAGCUUAUGGCAUUUUAAAUAUGAUUCUACACUUUUUGUAGCAUGUAGUUCCAGUCCUGUUGAGAUCCCCACAUCUAGGAGCAGCAAGAGACUCCCAAUGAUAGGUGUAAAUACAGUUUGGUGACCAGGAGAAGUCUCCAUUGGCUCCAGGAACACUGAUCAGAUUCAUGAGCUUUUGGGAAAUGCAUUUACCACUGAGAAGGCGGCUUCAGAGGAACUGGGUUCUUUUCCUACUGGCCUUGAUGUUGGCUUUUUCCAUCUAUCAGCUUCUCUGUGGCCCUAAAAUUCAUUCAGCACCUUGGACAGCAUCUCAGCCUGAGGACCAAGUGAAAGUGACCACCAGGGACCUUUCCAGCAACAAAGUCGCUGCAUCGGGCAGUGGAACUACAGCAUCCAAGAUAAGGCAUUGUGUAUAUGUGGACCCUACGUCAACCAUGCCCAUCACUUCAUCAGUGAAUGCAACCCCACCCCUAGGAAGUGUCAAUCUGACCCACCUGGAUGAAGAGGGAAGUUACCCAACACCCCCCUCCCAUGGAGAAUACCCUCAAGACCUUUUUAGCUUGGAGCAGCGCAGGAAAGGGUGGGUCAUACUUCACAUCUUUGGCAUGAUGUAUGUGUUUGUGGCCUUGGCCAUAGUGUGUGAUGAAUAUUUUGUCCCUGCCUUGGAUGUAAUCACGGAGAAGUUGCAGAUCUCCGAUGAUGUGGCAGGGGCCACCUUCAUGGCAGCAGGCGGAUCGGCACCAGAACUCUUCACCUCUCUCAUAGGUGUCUUCAUCUCACACAGCAACGUGGGCAUUGGCACCAUUGUAGGCUCAGCGGUGUUUAAUAUUCUUUUUGUCAUUGGCACCUGUGCCCUUUUCUCGAGGGAAAUACUCCACCUGACCUGGUGGCCCUUGUUUAGAGACGUCUCGUUCUACAUUCUAGACUUACUGAUGCUCAUCCUGUUUUUCUUAGACAGCUUCAUUGUUUGGUGGGAAAGCAUCCUUUUGUUGAGUGCCUACGCCCUCUAUGUACUCACCAUGAAAUGGAACGUUCACUUAGAACAAUGGGUGAAGGAACAGGUGAACAAGACAAGAAAUACCGUGAAGGCGGCCGCUUCUGAAUACACAAAGAAGCAAGGCAAUGGGUCAGUUGCAAGGGAUGGAGCAAAGCACUCAGAUGACAGCAAGAGACUGGAGCUCAUGCCAUCCUUACAGCGAGGAGGCAGCUCCGCCUCUCUGCACAACAGCCACAUGCGCACCACCAUCUUCCAGCUCAUGAUCCACACCCUGGACCCCCUGGCCGAAGCAAAGUUUAAAGACAAGCUUGACAUCAUGAGCAACUUGGCCACGGGCAAACUAGGCUCUCAGGUCAGACAAGGAGUGAAACCAGAAGCAGAGAACAAAGCGGAAGCAGAAUUAGCAACCACUGUUCAAGUAACGCCUGCCAGCGACUCCAACCUCAGCGUGGAGGAGGAUGAACACAGUGUGGACACACCGCCUGGCGGGCAGCUCUCUCCGGAUAUAGAAGGCAGCAGCUCUGAGGAGGAGGAAGAUUGUGAUGAUGAGAGUGAGGAUGAGGAGGAGGAGGAAGAAAAUGAUGAGCCGUUAUCCCUCAAAUGGCCAGAGACCCGGAGAAAACAAGCUAUUUACCUUUUCCUCCUGCCUGUUGUGUUCCCUCUCUGGCUCACAGUGCCCGAUGUUAGGAACCCAAGGUCUAGAAACUUCUUUGCCAUCACAUUUCUAGGAGCCAUCGCCUGGAUUGCAGCAUUCUCCUACCUCAUGGUGUGGUGGGCACAUCAGGUUGGAGAAACAAUUGGGAUUUCAGAAGAAAUUAUGGGUUUAACAAUCCUGGCAGCAGGGACUUCAAUCCCUGAUCUCAUCACAAGCGUUAUUGUUGCACGUAAAGGUCUGGGUGACAUGGCUGUCUCCAGCUCUGUGGGCAGCAACAUCUUUGACAUCACUGUUGGUUUGCCAGUUCCUUGGUUCCUUUAUUCGGUCUUCAAUGGACUCAGCUCAGUUGCUGUCAGUAGUAAUGGUUUGUUUUGUGCAAUUGUUCUGCUUUUUCUCAUGCUUUUGUUUGUGAUCAUCUCAAUUGCUCUAUCUAAAUGGAAAAUGAACAAACUAUUGGGGCUCACCAUGUUUGCUCUUUACUUUGUAUUUUUGAUCAUCAGUGUGAUGCUAGAAGAUAGAAUCAUAUCCUGCCCAAUAUCUGUAUGAGGCUUGGGUGUAACUACCAUUUGGGCAGCACACGACGAGGUGAUCUCCAUAGAC
Messenger RNA from Gopherus flavomarginatus (Mexican gopher tortoise), 2469 nucleotides. RefSeq names its product solute carrier family 24 member 1 (gene SLC24A1). The transcript has 12 exons. Gene Ontology annotation, molecular function: calcium channel activity; calcium, potassium:sodium antiporter activity. Gene Ontology annotation, biological process: intracellular calcium ion homeostasis; long-term synaptic potentiation; long-term synaptic depression. NCBI's taxonomy places the organism in Eukaryota, Metazoa, Chordata, Testudines, Testudinidae. The record is from RefSeq and is a predicted model, not a curated record. The coding region runs from base 385 to 2415 and encodes 676 amino acids. Gene Ontology annotation, cellular component: membrane.